Trematosphaeria pertusa is the source of this 2191-nucleotide messenger RNA. RefSeq lists its product as uncharacterized. The transcript is spliced from 3 exons. The coding region runs from base 9 to 2066 and encodes 685 amino acids. NCBI's taxonomy places the organism in Eukaryota, Fungi, Ascomycota, Dothideomycetes, Pleosporales, Trematosphaeriaceae. The record is from RefSeq and is a predicted model, not a curated record.
CAUGCGCCAUGGGUGCUGCCCCCGCGGAGGGUAGCUGGACAUGCGCUACUUGUGGCACUUGCAACUCGCAACUAACGCCCGAUUUCUGCCCUGCCUGUGGAAGCUAUCGUGAUGAUGGCUAUGGCCAUGGUGGUGGUAGUGGUGGGUAUUCAUCUGAUAACAACAGGCAGCAGCGGCAAAGAGAGUCUCUAUCAUCGGGAGGUGCUAGAGGAGCUGAAGGAAUAGAAGAUCCCGAAAAUGGCGACUACUUCAUAAAUGAUGAGUCGAUCUGGUCCGAAGCGGGUAGUAUCACCACAGCAACCUCUCUUCCACCGGGUGAAGCGAAUGAUAUGGUUUUGCAAGAGUUGGUAACCCUGCUAUGGGGUAAUCAAUCGGUGCAUAACCUGUUCAUCCGAGCUCUCGAGGGCAACAGAGUGAGCGCAGAUCAACUCGAGCGAAAGUUCCGACGCCUUCUCAAGCGAAUGGCAUCCUCCCUGCGAGAUGAAGCUAAGGAUCUGGAACAACGCCGUGCUUCCAAACUUGUCGCCAUUUCCUCAAGAGCCGUAUCUUCCCUCAUUCGCAAGCGAGCAGAAGACGAAUCGCCCCUCCGCAAUGAGAAAGAAAAGCGAUCUCAACCGGCCAAGAUCCAACUGUCGCCUUUACGGGAUGACAUGCAGAUCUAUGGGAGCAGCUCGGAGGAUGAGACCGAUGAUGAGGAGGAUCAGCCCGUCGGUGAAGAUGAGAGAAAUCAACUAUCCAGAGUGAGAGGUUUCAUCACCCAGAGCUCCGCAUUCACGGCUUUGUGCAAGAAUCUGGAGAGCUUUGUGCAUCCAACCUUAAGGUCAAUGCUUCUGGACUUCAUUGAGCGCCCCAAAAAGGACACCUCAGACCCCGCCCAGCAGACGUGGGUCACGGCAGCCAGGACCUUGGCUACCGAACUCAGGGACGUCGAUCCAUCUCUUAUAUCGAUCUCACGUGAACAUCGGGGAGGACAUGUGAAUGCUCUCAAGAUAAGGGUUGAAGAUUUGACUAGAGAGAAGUGGAACUGGUGGCCACUGAGUCCGGCAUGGCGCCCCACUGGAAAAGAUGAAAUGCGGAUCAGAUGGACCUGUAUCUGCGGUGAGAAGAGAUGGAUAGACGCUCCGGACUCCUUAGCCGGCGCUUUAAAUCAACUAGGAAUUCACUUGGCUUCAACCGGUGGAGGUGGGCAAAGGUCAAAUACAUCCUCAGUCCAAACAUUGGCCUUUCAUGGACCCCAAAGCCAUAUUCAACCGACUACAGGAUCAGCAAGUCAACCUGUACCGCACUUCGAUCAGCAAUCAUGGCAACUUCAGGAUGUGCUGUCUCCCAUUGCCAAUACCGACCUGGUAGAUCAAAACCUCCAUAGCUGGAUCCUGUUUGUCGUACCAACCGGCGGGGAUUAUCGUCUCGCCCAGAUUAAUGUGCGUGGAGAUAGCAGCAGCAGUUUCUUCACUACCUUAAAGUCCGAAUACUUCCGACUCCGAGGCUUUUUCGUCCGUUAUCUCAGCGUCUGGUGCUUUGAUCAUUGCGACUUUUACAAGUUCGAGAAGUUCGACGAGCUUUCAAUAGCGCCCAAAAGGAAGGAUCAGUACCCGGAUCCGCACAACUCAGAAUACGACUAUUGUCCAAAGCCAUUGCUGGAGAUGCCGCCCGUUACACCGCACGAGUUCCACAAGCGAUUUUAUUCUUGCACUUCAAGUGUGUUCCACUUUCGCUGUUAUAGGAACUGUCAAUGCGCAAUGCUUAGGAAGAAGGCUCACAAUCGGGAGGUACUGGAUGUACUUCCUAAGAGACGGGUGCGAUUGGACGAACGCAGUGAGUUGCGGGAGCCUUUUUGGGGCCUGUUUGCCCGCCACGAGAUCCACUUCUGGCGGAUACUAGCAUAUAACGUGCUUUGUAUUACACCGCUAGUGUGGUUCUUCUUUAUGUGGCUGUAUUCUUGGGGACAUGAGGGCGACUUACAGGAUGCCUCGGUUCCUCUGAUGGUAAUGCUGGCUUUGCUUUCCAUUUUUUGGACCACGUUUAUCGCGAGCUUAAAGUCUGAUAGAGCCAUGGAGAUGAGGUGAGAUGCCUCACAAUACUCGAGGGGCAUUGUCUGCUUUUACUUUCAGGGAACCUUUUCCAAACUUUCGCUCUAGUAACGCCGACUCCCUUUAGACUCCCAAUUUUAUGCCAUCUUUCUAUUCAUAAA